CCAGAAAAAACCCCGAACUACUAACUCGAUUCGAUUAGGAACAAAGAAAACGUGCGCAUGACCGUGUGGUGAUGGACCGAAACCGGAUCGGAUAUUAGCUUCUAAAAGCAUUUCAUGUCCGUAGCGUUAUGAAUCACCACACUUUGUACAGCCGGCAUACGAUACGGAGAUGUUUCAUCUGGUGCGCAUCUCCGCUGUCGCGUACAUGUUCGAUACAAACCUUUAGUGAUUCGAAACAUUAGCUUUCGGAUUAGUCACCGUUGCGCGUACUGCCCUUUGCACACUCAAUCAGUUUGCUCGUUAACCGAAAGGAAUGUGUGAUUCGCUUGUGUGCUUGUGAUUCGUUACCGAAAAUGCACAAAUAUCGCAACAGUAAGUACGAUCCGUGCCGAGUUGUUUGCUUUAAAGCAACAAUUUUAAUCAUCACCAUCACUCGGCAUCACACGUAAGGGACAAAAUGUGUCUUCUUUAUGCACAGUGAUGCAAAGUAAACGCAUCGGAAUUUCCAUCGGGUCAACAAAUUAAAACAAAGCACACGAAAGCGUCCUCCGUCCUCACACCAAAAAAAAAAACCAGCGCACGGACAAAACAUUCCGAAGUGAUCGUUAAAGCGAAUGUAAACGAUGCAGCAGUAGCCGCGGCACCAGAGCAGAAAAGGGCCACCGUACCGAUGAUUUUAUGGUUUCUGUUUUCCUGCUCGGUAUCUGUUGUAUGUCGUUUGUGUGGACGACCACGACACCAUGAUGCGUUUCCGCCGACAGAGAGAAAGAGAGAGAGACGAACUGGUGGCCGGUUACGAUACGAUGGACGGCGGGUGACGACGAUACGGCGCAAAACGUUUCCCGUUUUUCGUUCCGCCGGAAAUGGAUGGCUUUUGGGGCGUUUGUAUAUUCAAUCGGCAUCGUCAUGAAGACGAACCGUCGUUUCCUUCCAGCGCCGGGGCCGAGGUAUUUCCGUCUUUUGCCAUGUCGGAAUCGGAAGAACACUUCCUUCCCAUAUUAGAAUUUUGAUUUUAUUUUCUCUUUGGCGGUUGGUCAGAGAGGAAAGAAGCAAAACCAAAAAAAAAGCAUGCUGUCCGUUCGGCUCUUUUGUCUUUUUGGCCGGAUAACAAUUUACAUUGUUUCUCACAUCUUCGGUGGUUUGGCCUUAUUCGGACGAUUACUGAACAAUGUUGCUUGCGUUGCUUUUGCUCGAUCUUGUGGCAUUUUUAAACAUUUUUGAGACAAUUGAAUACACAAAAUCCCCAAAGUAUAGUCUGUUGUCGUGAAUUCUGGUACACUAUUAUCCUUGCAUCGCAAAUUCCGUUGCAAAUUCGAUCAUGUUUGAAUAAUAUAGAGUAAAAUUUCUUGUUGCUGUGUGCAACAUUUAAACCAAUUUUGAAUUCCCUAGAAUAAAUUAUCAUUCUACCCUACAUAUAUUGCCAUUAGUUACGAGGGUUGACAUAUUAGUUGAACUUUGCAAUCAAUGAGUCCAUAGCCGCAAAAUGAAGAUCAUCACAAUCUAGCAACCACACAUCGAACAAUCGUUCGAUACCCCCUCAAUUUCGCACACAAACGCGCAAAAGAGGUUUCAUUCAUACGGCUGGUGUCUUUCCACCAUUCAUUUCGCGUUGCGUGCGCGGGUUUGCGCUUCCAUUCAUGUUGCUCGCGCGACCCAUUGUACAAAACUCAUCAUCAGCUCGAUACGCGCGCACGAGAUAGUAUGGGAAUUUUUGUGUGAAGCAAAAGGAAAGCAAAGCGAAAAGAAAAGAAAAGAAAAGGAAGCAAUCAUUUGCGAUCGAGCAGCGGAAGAACUACCACCCGUCUACCAUUUUUGGUGAAGGGUCACAGGGGAAGAAAGGGGAGGGGGGGAAUGUCACCUAAGAGGAAAAGGUGGAAGCGGCCCGUUCCGUUACGUUUCUUCCCAUAAAGACCCCAUUACGCAGUCAGGCCCAGCCCGUGGAGACCCCGUUCGUUACGAAUCGUUGCAAUUCAAGUGAAGUUUCAUGUUUGCUUCCUACCGUGUGGCUGUGCGUAUGCGUGGAAAGCUUCUUCUUCUUCUGCUUCUUUUCGGUUUGUCAUGUUUCGAAUUCUCCGUUUCAUUCACUGCACUUUUCGCCCACCGUGUUUUUUGUGCAACCGAACCAAACCACCCAUUUUGCGCGCUUACGUGCCGAGAUAUUGAAGAGAAUGAAGAGGAAAAAAACAACACACGCAGAGUUAAGAAACAAAAGAAAAACGCAUACCGGUGGGGUUGUCCAGCGAAGCGUAAUGUACGCAAAGGGGUGCAAAAGGGUAAAGGGAGAGAGGAAACGGAUGCAAAGUGGAAUGGUGUAGUUGUGUGUAGAGGGGAAAAAAAUGCACACUAUGGAGGGAGGGUUAUGAAUGGAGUUACACGACAAAGUAAAGAAGGGGUGAGAAUCUUGGUAGAGGCAUGAAGUAGGGUACGGUCUGAAGAAAAUGAUUACAACAGAGCCCGUAUACAUUCACGUGCACAAACACACACACACGCAAAGGUACGAACUCACAUGCACCGAUGCGAGAGACACAUAAUAAGUCAUUCAUAAAUAUUCAAAGCAACCUUCCGCAAAACACACCCCACCUACCCCAUUACAACAAACCCCUUUUCGGUUCGAGCGCUACCCCGCCGUAUUCCGCGUCUUGAAAUCAUUUCCAAGAGGUGCUUGUUGGACUCGCAAAGAAGGAAACCACUUCACACACCGCGCACAAGGUAUUGUUUAUGGACAUCGGUAAAUUUAUGAAAACAGAAACAAAAAAACGAAUCUGCUCCGAACGUAGACGGUAUUUGGAAAAAACAACUCAUCUCUCGAGUUAAGUUAAAAGAAAAACCCCCACGCAGAGGACAAAACUCCAUAACCACACUCCCUAACAUGGGGUCUAUAUGAUGGGAGACAGAAGAGGAGAGUUGCAACUGUAGUUGAAUUUAAAAAAAAAUCACCCGGCAAAUCGUCACGGCCUACUAAAAAAUGUGUAUCGCAUCGUGUUUCGCCUUCUGCGAUCAGUUGGUUGAGGGCUUGAUUUGACAUUUCGGACCUGUCAAAACAAUGAAAACAUUGGACACGCGGUGCUGAAAUGCGUCCACUAUAACACUGUUUUAGUCGAGUUUUAUGUAUGCCGAUUAAAGACUAGUUUCUAUUGAAGGAGAGAUAGACAGAGGCAGAGAUGUAACAUUAAAAUAGGAAAAUGAGAGCAUAACUUGUGCGCAAUUAUCCAAUGUUUUAGGAGUUUUUUUUUUGUUGAUGAUAACUUUAUACAGAGUUUCGAAGAGAUCCGGUAGUUCUAGAGAUAUUGGCAGCGCUUUACCAGUCAACGAACAAGACAAUUUGAUUUUGUCUGCUACUUGCCGUGUGCUUUUAUUUUUAAAAGUAAUUUUUCUUCUAAAAAUCCCAAAACUAGACCUGUUUUCUCGAGCUUCUGAAUGUAUAUCUUCCCUUAAAAUUCUGUCAUCGCAAGGUGAACAUUUGUAGGUUAGAUUCUUACCUGUGUGACGUUAGUGUCGUGUGUCACCAUAUCCGAACCUGUAACGAUGUCGAUAAACCGUUUGGUAGGAGGCCGAUUGCGGAAUGAUUAUUUUUUUCUCUUAUAACUUUGCAGCCCACACAUACCCGUCCAAACUUACCUGUGGUCCCGUUCGGUAGAAAUCGGAGUACACUGUAGUGUACCGUGACCGUCCCCGAACAACCCACUACGCCACCGGUUGCUACGGAAAACGGGUAAAAAAUGAAUAACGUGCCCGUAUGCUAAACAGACGCUCUCAACCAGGCCAUCGUAAUUCGAAACCUCCCUUGUUCCUCCACCUCUUACACGUCACCUCACCUUUCCCUGGGUGGUCAUUCGUGGGCAGAAAAGUUAGCCUUCCCACCUUCUUUGCUUCGGGUGUCAUUUGAAAAUUUCAUUCGGACUUUGCCGGUCCCAAAACGUUACGCGAUACCAUAUAUACCCUGCCGGUAUAUGGGGGUUAGUACUACCCAACUCCAUCUUCAACUCCUUCGAAACGAUCACAAUUUCCGCUCGAAUGAGGUGUGCGCGCGGGCAGAUAUUACAUGUCCACCACACAUGUGGGGCAUGUGUGUGUUUGAACAACUCACCGUGGGCCGUUGCUUGGGUGUCGGCCAGUUAGAUGGUAAUUCGAUGGCUGAAGGGUAAUAUUUCAUUUACUUCUUGAAGUAGUAGUUCGGAUUCAAUACCGUUUGCACGAUUGGAUUAUUUCCCGUGACAAGAUUUGUUAAGUGACAAUUCAGAAGCUGAAGGGGUUUUGUCGUGUAGAUGAAGUGUCAAAAAGCUCUUCAGACAUUGUGAGAGGCACACUCACAUACAAGUAUAAACAACCUCUCCUGGCUAUGCUCUGAAUUAUCCAUUAGAAACCAAAUAGUCACAAGAGCUGCUGCAGCCGAGAUUUGAACCCAGAACAGACUAGUUGCUGAGAGAGAGAGAGAGAGGCACGCUACCGAUUGCACUAUUUCAUCGAUGAACAGGUGACAAGCAAAAGGUGGAUAUGCAAACUUUCGUCAGUCAUUUCCGGAGUGGUGCGAGGAUGAAGUCAUCAACGCUAACCUGCAGACGGGCUGUGCGGCAACGGAGCAACUGAUGGGAUUAAGAUCCCUCCGCAUUUCGAUCCCAUUUUCGGACUCGGCGUGUAGCAGCAGUACCGAGUCGUCCGAUUGCGAAAGCAGCACCAACUACCUAUCGGAGUCGGCCGUUAGUGUCGAGCCUGUUGAAAUACUGCCCGGUCUCUUCCUCGGCAAUGCAUCCCACAGCGAGGAUCUGAAGUCGCUGAAAAAGUACAACAUUAAAUACAUUCUGAACGUGACACCGGAUUUGCCGAAUGUGUUCGAACGGGACGGCCAGAUACGCUAUCUGCAGAUACCGAUCACCGAUCAUUGGUCGCAGGCCGGUGACCUAGCGAACCACUUCCCAGAUGCGAUCAAGUUUAUCGAUGAGGCCCGUUCGAAUGGAUGUGGUGUGCUGGUACACUGUCUGGCCGGUGUAUCCCGCUCGGUGACGGUCACGCUCGCCUACCUUAUGUUUGCCCGGACACUCUCACUGAACGAUGCAUUUCUGCUGGUGCGCUCGCGCAAACCGGACGUUUCGCCCAACUUCCACUUCAUGCAGCAGCUGCACAGCUUCGAGCAGCAGCUUAACAUCGAUCCGACGCAGUCGGCUUCCGCCAAACAGGCACUCUACUCUGCGUCCUCUUCUUCCGCUGCCUCGUCCUGUUCAUCGUCUUCCAUCGGCGCGGGAGGCGGUGGUGGAACGUCCUCAAACGAUGGUGGCGGUGGUGGUGGUGGUGCCGGUGGACAUUCCGUAUCUACAACUCCGUUCAGUGCCAGCUCGGUUGGAUCGUCCGGUUCGGGAUCGGCCGGUAUGGAACCGUCGUCACGUCACCACGGCCACACCCCCCAACAUCACCAUCCGCUGCAGCCGAAACAUGCGCUCCAUCAGGUACAUUCGCGCCACGCCGUCAAGUACAACUGUGCGUGUGUGGAGGUAGAGUGUAAGUGUACCCAGGCCGCCAUCGAUCUGCUCGGCCCGUUCACGACCGGCAUCUCGCCCGACUCCGGUAUCGAGUUCGAUCGGUGGACACCGAGCAGUAACACGCCGAAAUGAGAUACGGCCGGCGAGGGUGGACGGUUCCAACUGCCGGAUCACUUCCUCCUCCUUCCCGGCCACCUGGAUCAUGCUGCCGCCGCUACCGAGGACAGCAAACAUAGCUCCUCCGAUGCUGCCGGCUAGAGAGACCUGCCGCACAGGAUUUUGUUUACUGGAAAAUGUAUUUCGCUUGCGCACAUUCUCGGCACAACUCGAUUUGUUUGGUUGCCUUUUGUGUAGGCAACCAAAAGCCAAACACGCGCACGCUACACCGAUACGAUUUCCUCCUUUCGUUCCUCGUUCUGUUGUAUCCCAUCGUGUGCCUGUGCCGCAAAAAAAACAAACGUAAAACGCACAGAGAUAAACGAAAUAUUUGUUCGGUCUUGCACCACGCACGGAACCAGAAACGAUCGAGGGAUCGAAGGAUCGACACAUUGUCGUACGUUGUAGUGCAUUGUUGUGGUGACCGUGGUAGAAAAAAAAACAUACACAAAUUAAUAUGUGCUAGAGCAAAUGUGGAAUCAUUAGUAUGUGGUCACUUUAGUAAUAGAAUGAUGCUUUUGGGACGGAACAGACAAAUGUAGGAAAGUGUUAGAGGAACGCUAAACACACACACAUAUAUAUACAUAUAAAUUACAAGAUAAUAUACAUCCAAUGGUAUAUAAUAUAGAUAUAUUUAUGUUAACACGUCGUUAUACGUUAUAGGCACACACAGACACACUCAUACACACACUAGCAGAUAACGAUUAUUUCCCAUCUCUGCAAAGUUAGGCGCCUGUGUAUGUGUGUAUUUCCCCCCCGGGGGAGGGGUGUUAGCCUCCCAGCGAGCCUUCCCGUCUGUAGUUGUAUGUGUCUUGUUGUUUAGAGACUGUCGGGCACUGUUUGUUCGAUGCGCACCUCAGGAAGAACAGAAAUUUUCCUUUCACAGCUCCCUCCAGCAGCCCAUCCCUUCCACUCCUUUAACAUCCCUCAGUGUUUCCACGUUUUAUCAAACUAAUGACGGAUGGCUAAGAGAAUUGUGCUACAAAAGGAAAACAUGACCGGUCUUUUUUUUAAUAAAGAGAGAGACUCUGUACAGAUUGCAUUUCACAUGUACUUGCCCCCACCUUUCCGGAUAGAAGGAAAAACAAGAAGAAAGGCAUUGAAUGGAAAUUAGAAGAACAGAUGCAUUAAUUACUGUUGUCGUUUUGUCGAUGGAUUUAAUGGUGGUUAGGGAUUUAAGGUUAGGAGAUAGUUUGUGCGAGUUUUCCGGACAAGAUACUCCCCGACAUGUGGUGUAUCCCACUUUGCUUUUUUGUAAUUUGCCGGAAACUCGUUGUGGAGGAUGUGGGUCAGAUUUUGGAGCGUGGUUUGUGCCCUGCUCACAGGAAGGAAUUGCACGUAGGAAAAAUAAGAAAGGAUUUUAAAACGAGACUAUUCAAAAUGGGCAAAAGAAAGAAAGAAAAUAGGACGAAAGGUCACAAAUUUUGCUCGAAGUGUGUAGCAAAAGGACACUGCAUUCCGAUUUAUAUCCUUUUUAUAGUCAUCUUAUCUCCUCGAUCGACCAAUGGUUGGUUAACAAUUUUGUUUUUUGUCAUCAAAACACAACAAUUAUUGCCCAAAGAUUUCCCUGCUGCUUUAUAGUUUUAUUUUAUUUCUUGUUUAAAACAAACAAACCGCUUCCAAUCCUCGAAUGCCAGCGGGAGGCCAGCUCCAGUGUAGAACGAGCGAAAGAGCGUAGAGACGAAUUUAGUGGCAGAAGAAAAUCAUUUGAAAACCAAUAAAAAUUUAAAACAAACUUUGCAAACAGUGCGGGAUGAUUACACAAAAUCGAUUUUUCAAUCAUUGUUCAAUAGUGUGUGCGUGUUGUGUCAUUGUUUACAAGGUAAAGAAGCUAGUGAAAAAAGGCAUUAAGUUUACAGAGAAAUUAAAUCUCUCGAAACGAAGAAAAAUCGGUAGUAAAAAAAAGGAGAGCCAAACUUAAAUUUUUAUCCACAUUGAAACAUUUCAACUUGAUCAUGAAAGGUACUUUUUUGGAGCAUAAAAACAAAACGAAAAAAAACAACAUACAAAAACACAUGUGGAACGAUUGCUAGCUUACCCAAAAUCCCGUUUGUCCAACAUAUGUUCCAUUUGUGCAACAAAAAACAAAAAGUUUAUGAAGAGACAAAAGUAGAAAGCAAACAAAACAAAAAACAUUAAACAACGACUGUGAAAAUUGUGAAAACCGACCCCGUCACGGUUCACCGGUUGCGUUUACCGGCUUUCGGUACGCAACAAACAAGUGUGAACUGCAAUGGAAACCUCCUCUUACAAAAAGAAAAAAGGGAAAACAAACUAAACCAUACAAUUUAGCAAGUGCAUUUGCCACACAACACACAUACACACACAACAAUGUAAUCAUACACAAGAUUCGAACGAGCUGUUUGGUAAGCCAUCGUAAAACAUUUACAAAAUGAUUCGUCAGUGAAGAAGUAAAAACGAAGAUAUUUAUGUCAAGGAUACAGAGUACGAAAUGUUUGAAGAGAGUGUGAAAAAGCGCAUACACAGAAGUUAUAAAACACACAUUUAAAAAAGGUGUAUGAGAGAGCAUGACGAUGGUGAUGAAUGCAGCAAGCGAGUAAACCACAGUUAAGCAAGCGAACAAACAAAGCCAAACAAAACAAGUAAUAAUAAUACUAUUAAUAAUAAAAAUAAUAACACAACUCUUAAA
This is a messenger RNA of Anopheles funestus (African malaria mosquito), 8280 nucleotides long. RefSeq names its product dual specificity protein phosphatase Mpk3 (gene Mkp3). Gene Ontology annotation, cellular component: cytosol; cytoplasm. The record is from RefSeq and is a predicted model, not a curated record. Gene Ontology annotation, molecular function: protein tyrosine/threonine phosphatase activity; MAP kinase tyrosine/serine/threonine phosphatase activity. Bases 4587 to 5606 code for a protein of 339 amino acids. The transcript has 5 exons. Lineage: Eukaryota; Metazoa; Arthropoda; Insecta; Diptera; Culicidae. Gene Ontology annotation, biological process: negative regulation of MAPK cascade; protein dephosphorylation.